AAGCAUGAAACUGAUGAAAGGCUUCUGACAGGCAAGGCCAAGCCAAGGUACUAUCUCUCAUAAAUCUACUGUUACAUUCAUCUUUGCUCUCCACUUCCCUCCUUCCCCACCAUUUUUUCUACCAUUCUCAUCAAGUACAGAGCUUAGGUUGCAUCUACAACAAGAUUUUGCGGCUUAGUAAAUGUUUUUGUAGUGAACAUUUUGGGACAAAUCUUAAUUCUGAAGCCAAAGUUGGAAGCCUAGCUUUUGUGAUUUGGAGCAAAUUUUUAGUUCAACAUCUUAUGUUUUGCUAAAAAAAAAAAAAAAAGAAGUCCUUAACCUGGGUUUUAUAUCUACUAUAUGCAUCUAUUCUUGGAAAACUGCAAUCUUGUUUGUCUUUAUGUUCAGCUCUGAUUUUGGAUAGAGAAGUGUCGGUUGGUUUUGUGGGAUCUACAGAUUACAUCAGAAGGAGUUUUUGGGAUCAUCAUCAUCAGCUGUGGCAGUCUCUUCUGAUAAGCCCUCUAGUAAUUUCUUGAUAAAGUAAGAAAGGAAGGAGCAAAAUAUAAGUUUAUAAGAAGUCUUUGUGCUGAAAGGAGAAAGGGUUAGAUUAGAGGUGAUAAACAAUAAAAGGGUUCGAGGAAAAAGAACAUUUGGAUCUGGAUAUCCAGUGGAAUUAUCAGCAAGAAGUGGAAAAUAGUACAAAAUUUUCAUCACAAGAAGAGGAAAUUCAAAGGAGCAUAUUUAAUCAUCAAUACCAGCAUCUGCAACUUCUUCAGCAACAGCAUGAACAAGCCUUAAAGUUAGCCGACCAGACGAAGACAGCGCCUGAACAUGCAAAGGCUGGACCACGAACUGGGAUGAAGCGAGCUGGGGGAGGAGGAGAUGGGCAAGGGGAGAUAAUACAAGUCCAAGGAGGCCACAUUCUCCGAGCUACUGGCCGGAAAGACCGGCACAGCAAGGUCUAUACUUCAAAAGGUCCAAGAGAUAGGAGGGUUAGGCUGUCUGCCCACACUGCUAUCCAGUUCUAUGAUGUGCAGGACCGAUUAGGCUAUGACAGGCCUAGCAAAGCUGUAGAUUGGCUCAUUAAGAAGGCGAAAAAUGCUAUCGACAAGCUGGCUGAGCUACCCCAUAAUCAUCCAAAUGAAAUUAGCUUAAUGGCUGCUCCAAGUACUGAUUCCAACCCUGGUUCAUCAAGCGGCUGCCAGGGAUUUGAACACCGAUCGGAAUCAUCUUCUCUUUAUGCAAUUCAAAGGCAUCAGCUGCAUGAUAAUCCAAAUGGGAAUUCAGGAGUUAUUCCACCAGAAGUUGAUACACAAUCGAUUGCAGAUACCAUGAAAACAUUCUUUCCAGUGAGUCCGGGGAAUUCUUUGAUGAAUAUGCAAAGCUAUCAGCAUGAUAGAAUGUCGAGACAGCCCUCAAUCCAGACAGAAGAUCUUGGCCUUUCCCUCCAUUCUUUGCAAGAUCAGAAUUUGAACCACAGGUCUUACACCGAGCAAAUGCUUUUUUCAGGGUCAAAUUCAACCAUGUUUCCUGGGACAAAUUAUCAACAAAAGACCGAGUCUUGGAGUGGAGCUGGAGAAGGAGAGAAUAGGAACAUUGGAUUUAUAUUCAACCCACAUUCAAUGCCAGUGCCACAACAGCUAAUCUUCAGCCAAAACUCAGCAUUUUCUCAGAGGGAACCCCUUCAGUCCAAUUAUUCACACCUCUUUCAUGCCUGGAAUGAACGACAGAUGCCCUCUGUGGAUCAUCACAAUGCUCAGGCAAUCAGUCAAUCUUCAAUGUAUAACAUCCAUUUCGGCUCAGAUUUUCAGGUUCCAGCUCGAAUUCGCGGGGAUGAGGAGCCUGGGGUGGUAUCCCUCCAGCCAUCCUCAGUCUCUCCAAGCUCACAACAUUAAUGUCAAGGAGCCAUAGCUUUCAUAUCCAUCAGGACAAAUAAUGAACGUGAUUCUACUCAAGCACUGGAGCUUUUUUGGUCAGCUCAAUCAAUUGAUUUUCAUUGAAGACAACUGAGAAGAUUGAGUUCAGUACUUUUCUUUAGAUUAAUUUUGCUUGUCUUCUAAAUUUUGUUGAAGCAUUCUUGUCUGGUUCAUAAUUUAUCUCCGCUUACGUACUAUUGUUAAAGUUCUUGUGGUCCUCGUCGGUUAUAUUCUUAAGUGUAGUCAUUUUGUCUUCAAACUGAUGAUGGUCAGACAUAAGAUCCUUGUUGACCUCGUUCUCUUUCUCUAUUAAUUAAACAUGAUUCUGAUUGAGUUUAUGAUC
Messenger RNA from Coffea eugenioides, 2238 nucleotides. Its product is annotated as transcription factor PCF5-like. Gene Ontology annotation, biological process: regulation of secondary shoot formation. NCBI's taxonomy places the organism in Eukaryota, Viridiplantae, Streptophyta, Magnoliopsida, Gentianales, Rubiaceae. Gene Ontology annotation, molecular function: DNA-binding transcription factor activity; sequence-specific DNA binding. The record is from RefSeq and is a predicted model, not a curated record. Gene Ontology annotation, cellular component: nucleus. The coding region runs from base 837 to 1874 and encodes 345 amino acids. The transcript has 2 exons.